UUAACGUCCCCUAAAAUGUUCGAAACCGCCAAAAUCUCCUGCAGAUAAAAAAUCAAAUUCCCAACUUCCCCCCAAUUUUUAAAUCCUAGGGGCUUUCCCAACAAUGAAACUACCGAUUCUUCCCCAACUUCAGAGUACACACAGUGCACCCCACAACCCAGUGUCUGAAAAAUUUCAAAACUCCAAAGAAAAUGAAUUAAAAAAUGCUGCCAAAAAUAACAGCCUCACCCCCAUCAACUGAGACCCCCCCAGGGCAUCGAAAUAUAACGAGACAACAAAAAGAUGAUCAAACUCCUGAAAUUCGUCACUCUCCAGAUCAGUAGGAAUGGGAUCGCCGAUAAUAUUCUCUGUAAUCAGAACCCUUAUUUCCCAAGGACAUUCUAUCGCCACGGGAGCUUCAAGGGUGUCCCCGGCAGGCUGAUAAAUCCCAAAGUAGAAGCAGCCCUGCGAAAUGGAGACCAAAUCCCCCCCAGAUUCCAACUGGUCUACAGAAGCAAAUUAACGAAUUACAUCUACUGGUUCUACCCACUUGGAAUGCUGUCGUACGCUCUCGGGGCAUUCGGCUACUACUACUUCAAGUUUCACGUGCAAAAUGUGUCGUACCCAGUGGCAUCAGUAGUGGCUCCAAUCGCCUACAGCACCGCCUCCGAAGUGGAGAUAACGUUCAUAUUCUACCUCUUGAUGAACACGUUGACGCUGUACUUCCUCAGGAGGACUCCCAUGCGGAUCUGGCUAGACAACUCCACGGGGGAGUACAGGAUGGCCCUCAUAGGUACCUUGCCACCCUUCAGGAGGCAGGUCGCCUUCAAGGCUGGGGAAGUCACGAGGAAGCACCUACUUCCGAAGAAUGGGAUCCAGGAGGUGAUGCAUCGGUAUCGAGGAAGGUUUUAUAAUAUCACUUCUGUGGAUUUUACAGCAUCUGGAUACUAUCUUCAGAUGGUUGGGUACAACCCGAAGUUGGACGAUUGAUGUACGCACCCAGAGAAAUGGUUUCUUUGAAUUUAAUAAAGUUUAUUUGAAUUAAA
This is a messenger RNA of Diachasma alloeum, 1025 nucleotides long. RefSeq lists its product as uncharacterized. NCBI's taxonomy places the organism in Eukaryota, Metazoa, Arthropoda, Insecta, Hymenoptera, Braconidae. The record is from RefSeq and is a predicted model, not a curated record. The coding region runs from base 283 to 969 and encodes 228 amino acids. The transcript is spliced from 2 exons.